Thermothielavioides terrestris NRRL 8126 is the source of this 579-nucleotide messenger RNA. RefSeq lists its product as uncharacterized. Lineage: Eukaryota; Fungi; Ascomycota; Sordariomycetes; Sordariales; Chaetomiaceae. The transcript has a single exon. The record is from RefSeq and is a predicted model, not a curated record. The annotation marks the transcript as partial.
UUGCUCCGUCACCGAGCUCACCCGCAAUUCCCAUCCCGUUCUGUCAUCAUGGCUGAUAUCGCUAAGGGAUAUCUGGACACGUAUAGAGAGGAGGAUCGACUGCUGGAGGUGCCCAUGAGUGGCAUCUCUUUUGUUGACUUUGGAGAGAAGGAGGCAAUCGGCACCGGCGGCCUGGGCUCCUGCACCGUGGCCAUGGUCGUCUCGGUGCACGGCGCGAUUCUCGCCCACAUCCCACCGCUGCCGAGUAUGCCGACGGAAGCGCAGAUGGCGGCGAAUCCCUACGCUGGGGAAAACAACGUACACGACAUGAUGACACAAGUCCAAAACGUGUACCAGUUUCGUCAACCUUGGUUCCCCACUGCAGCCGCCUAUAUAAUCUGUGGAACCGCUCAGGGGCAGAUGGUCGUGCCGCACCAAGUGGCGAUCAUGCAGGGCCGUUUUCGGGAGAUAGGCCUGGAGCCGGCGAUACACCACUACGAUAUAAACGCAGAUCGCUCCAGGCCUGGUCAAGGCACGGUCAUCGUCAUUUCCAAUGGGCCAGGCACCGUUCCAUCCGUCUACGUGGAAGACAUCCUGAUC